GCGGGUGUUUCAAGGGGGUGGGGGCGGGGGGGUUGGCGGGGGGGUUGGCGGGGAGGUUAUAAUAUUCUAAAUGCAUGAGACAGGGGGUAAUUGAAGAUGGAGAGGAUCCUAGCCAAGUACCAACAACUCUAUACAAGAUCGGAGUGCCACAUGGACACGUGGAAAGAGCUGAAGAAGCAAUUCUGUAAGGAAUUAUCAGCGGCCUCGAGCGUGAUUGGACGUCUACCUCUUCUUGCAGAUGACAGCCUGUACGGCAUAUUUGCUGACGUUGAGGGUUUCAAGGAAAAGCUGCAGGGAAGACAAUUAGACUCCUUGGAGGUAAUCAUGAAGGCGAUGGGAGAGACCUUAGAGAGCAUGGAAAGGGAGUGGAAGAGGAUGGAGAAGGCAUGGCAGGAUGGGUGGAAAUUGGUGCAGGGAGAGAGGAGCAUGCCAACGGCCGUGGAAGCGUCGACACGCGUUGGACCCAGAGCAAGUAUCGUAGAUUGUCUGGAGGGAUUGCAGGAUUUGUACGUGAUGCAUAGAGAUGAGCAUGCGCUCAAGGUGGAAAUAGCCAAGGCCGUCCGAUACGACAUGGCUGAGGAAGACCUGAAUGCGCUGAUGAUUCUUGCGGCUGACGAACCUCACAUUGAUCCGAGUCAUGUGAAAGUCAUAUUUGACCGCUUCAGUUCUAGUUUCCAAUGAUGCAGAAAAGAAGAGAAGGGAAAAGAAGAAAACUACUUCUCUGUCUCUGUCAGUAUCUGCCUCUGUCUCUGUCUCUGUAUCUGUCUGUCUCUGUCUCUCUGUCUCUGUCAGUAUCUGCCUCUGUCUGUGUCUCUGUCUCUGUCUCUGUCUCUGUCUCUGUCUUUGUCUUUGUCUCGGUCUGUCUGUCUAUGUCUGCCUGUCUAUGUCUGCCUUUCUAUGUCUGUGCCUAUGUCUGCCUGUCUAUGUCUGUCUCUGUGAAUGGAUGGUUGUCUCUUUGUAUGUAGGUCUGUCUGUCGAUGAGGCGGUCUGUUUCUGUUUGUCGCCCUGUCUGUCUUGUCUGUUUGUGUAUCGCUUUCUCUCUCUGGGUUUCUGUGCAGCUAAAUUGAGCUAAUUAAUUU
Molecule: messenger RNA, 1079 nt
Organism: Chara braunii
Lineage: Eukaryota; Viridiplantae; Streptophyta; Charophyceae; Charales; Characeae
Source: the annotation of a GenBank genome assembly